AGGAGGCCGGCGGCCGCCUUGAAGUCUUGAAGUUCACAGCAGCAGCAGCAGCAGCAGCAGCAGCAGUGAGUAGUAGAAGGAGCGCCUUCCAGCAGCGCAGCCCUCACUCAAUCCAGGUCUGCCCGACAGCCUAGCUCUGCGUGGCCACUAAAUCAGUCCUGACCCCAGGAUGGGGACAGUGUCCAAAGCAGCCUUGGUCUUGGCCUUUUGGGCCAUGGUUCUUGGCUGCUGCUCCUCUGAGCGAGAUCUCAAAGCUUCAGGGCCAAGAGAGCUGAAACCAGAGAACCUCUUCCAGAACUUUGAAGAAGUUGGCUAUGCAGCACCCCCAUCCCCGCCCAGACCCCGCCAUCUCCCUGCAGAUCACUCUGACCCUUCUCUGUAUGAUGCUGACUUUGAGGAGCAGAGGGAAGUGCGGCCCCCUCCCUCUCCAGAAGCCAGCCCUGUCCAGGAGGAAGAGUGGCCCAUCCCCCAACACCCCAUUGAAAAGCAAGUGCACCCCCCUCACCGUCAGGAAGCCUACCCCCUCCAGGAGGAGCUGCCCCCACCCGAACUGGGACAACAACCUAGUGAACAGAAAGAAAUAGACCCACCUCUGUCACAUCAGGAGGAGAUCAUCCAAUCCAAGCAGAAAGAGGAAAAAUCAGCCCCCUUCGUGGGACAGGGCCCUCCAGAACCUCGUUCUUGGAAUCCAGCCCAGCACUGCCCACAGAGCCGCCGUUUCCGAGGGGGCUGGGGCCACUGGCUGGAUGGCUUCCCCCCUGGCCGACCUUCUCCAGACAAUGUGAACCGGAUCUGCCUUCCUGAACGCCAGCACGUGGUCUACGGCCCCUGGAACCUGCCGCAGACUGGCUUCUCCCACCUCAGUCGCCAGGGAGAGGCCCUCAACUUGCUGGAGACUGGCUAUUCCCGCUGUUGCCGCUGUCGCAGCCACACAAACCGCCUGGACUGUGCAAAACUUGUGUGGGAGGACACAAUGACCCGGUUCUGUGAGGCUGAGUUCUCUGUCAAGACCCGGCCCCACUGGUGCUGCAAACAGCGGGGGGAGGCACGCUUCUCCUGCUUCCAGAAGGAAGCGCUUCAGCCAGAUUACCAGUCCCCCGCCUGUGCCGGCCACCAGCCUGCCCUUUCCUCGGGCCCCGAGCUGCCUUUUCCCCCUGCGUUGCCCACACCGGACAACGUCAAGAACAUCUGUCACCUGAGACGCCUCCGCUCGGUGCCACGCAACCUCCCAGCAACUGACGUGGUCCAAAAGCAGCUGUCCGCCCUGGUGCGGCUGGAGGCCGAGUUCCAGGCCUGCUGCCGGCAGGGGCACAACCUCACCUGCACACGGAAGGCCUGGGAGGACACCCUGGACGGCUACUGUGAGAAAGAGCAGGCCAUAAAGACCCACCAGCACUCCUGUUGCCACUACCCUCCGAGCCCCGCACGAGACGAGUGCUUCGCCCGCCGGGCUCCCUUCCCCAACUACGACCGGGACGUCUUGACCCUCGACCUCAGCCGAGUUACCCCCAACCUCAUGGGCCAACUCUGUGGAAAUGGAAGAGUUCUCAGCAAGCAUAAACAGAUACCUGGACUGAUCCAGAACAUGACCUCCCGCUGCUGUGAGCUGCCCUUUCCAGAACAAGCCUGCUGUGCUGAGGAGGAGAAACUAGCCUUCGUUGAUGAUCUGUGUGGUCCCCGACGGAACUUCUGGAAAGACCCUUCCAUGUGCUGUGACCUGAACCCUGGAGAUGAACAAGCCAACUGCUUCAACAUCAACUAUCUGAGGAGUGUGGCUUUAGUAGCUGGAGACCCUGGGGAUGCCAAGGGGCCACCUGAGCAGGGGCCAACUCGGGGAGCAAAUGUCAGCCCCACUUCUGAGGCCAAAAAUGAAGAGUGAGUCACCCAGAGCCUCGGGGGAUUAGAUGGAGAGAACCGCACCCGGCUCCACCCUCCUUGAACACUCAUUACAGCAAACGCCUCUUGGAUUUGGUGUCCUCAUUGUCUGCAGCCCACAAGCACACCCUCCUGAGCUGCCUUGGAUUCCUGCACUUCCCGGCCCUGCCCCAACUGACUGAGCAGAAGACCUUCCAAAGGCCAUGGCAGGACCAUAGCUGAAUGGUUUGACGUCACCGCUGGACACAGUGAGCACAGUCAGGUUUUGAAAGGAGCGCCAGGGCUGGGUAGGUGACAUCGUGGUUUAAAGAGCUUGCCUGUGCAACCUGAGAACCCAGGUUUGGCUCCCCAGAGCCCACGUUAAGCCAGAUGCACAAGGGGGCACACGCAUCUGGAGUUCGUUUGCAGUGACUGGAGGCCCUCGUGCGCCCAUUCUGUCUCUGUGUGUGUGUGGUAAAUAAAUAAGAAUAAAAAAUGAAAUCCAAAUCUGUGGGAACCCUCCCUGGCGCCUGUGGGUACCUGUUGGCUAUGGGGUCCUCUUCUUUCUAAUAAGGUCCUGCACAAUCUCU
Molecule: messenger RNA, 2444 nt
Organism: Jaculus jaculus (lesser Egyptian jerboa)
Lineage: Eukaryota; Metazoa; Chordata; Mammalia; Rodentia; Dipodidae
Gene: Ecm1
Product: extracellular matrix protein 1
Exons: 11
Coding region: 170-1879 (569 amino acids)
Biological process (GO): regulation of bone mineralization; signal transduction
Cellular component (GO): extracellular region
Source: RefSeq, a predicted model, not a curated record